AUGGUUGGAUUUCAUCGUGAUUUUUCAUGCGUUCUGCUUGCAAGUACACUGGCGCUAGCUGCUGGUGGUUUUCGCUCUUUCGACACCUGCAAAAUCCUGACAAUAGAAUUUAAACUGACAACAUUUGAUAAAUUGGACAAGGCUGAGCUUACAGCGAGUCGAAGCAGCUCUGAGGAUAGUUCUAAGUAUUGGCCAAAAUCUACUUAUUUCGAGGGAGAUAAAACAACUCAAAUUUGUGAUUUGACGGAAGGCAACAUCGUUCCACCACCCUGCAUUGGCGCCCGAUUUAACAGCGCCCUUUAUGGUCCCGAUGCUACUGGCCUCCCGAGUUUAAAACAGUGCUGCGCGUGUCGGAAAGUGUAUGUUGAGGCUGCGCCGAAACCAAAGAAACACGCUGGACGAAAUAAUCGGGAUGGAAUCAUGGCGUGCAACCGGUACUCACAACAGGAAAAUCUUUCGAUGGGACUUCACGUGUACAAGGGCUAG
Gryllus bimaculatus (two-spotted cricket) is the source of this 486-nucleotide messenger RNA. NCBI's taxonomy places the organism in Eukaryota, Metazoa, Arthropoda, Insecta, Orthoptera, Gryllidae. The record is from the annotation of a GenBank genome assembly.